GCAGUGUUGUGUUCUGUGAUGUCUAACCUCUAAACUAAAGUAUAUUAAUUAUUUGUUGUGAUAUUCUGUGAUAAUUUAUUUGUUGAAAUGGAUAAACGACACAAUAAAGUUGUGGCUUGGCUACAACAAAUAGAAAGUGAGAGGUCUUCAAUCAUAACCUCUUUAGAUUAUUUAAUAAAAAAGGUUAAUACUAAACUCAAUGAUGGGGUGAAAAAGAAAGACUACAUAGGGAUAAUCAAGUAUGAAAUGAAAGUUUUGGACAAACUUUUGGCAGUUAGCUUAAAUUUAGAUACGUUUAUUCAGGAUGAACUGUACGAUGAAUCAGAUAUGAACAGUGAAAAAAGUGUACAAAAGAUAAACGGAACUGGUGAUUGUUCAAGUAACUUAACUGAUGCCACGAUAAGUGACACAAAUGCAUUUAAAGUAGAUGAAACCCUUUCCACAACUAAUUGUUUAAAUAAAGAAGACUUGCUUCAUCCGUUUUCUAACCAGUCUUGUAAAACAAGUGCUGAAAUUAAUUGUGAAUUAGACAACUCAAAUAAUGUGCCUUCAACAUCAGAUUUGGCACUUUCUACAUCAGGUUCGGCACAUUCAACAUGUGACCCUGUUGAAGAGGAUACAAUGCCAAACACACAAAAUUUGGGGUUGACUGAAAAUUUGAAUGAUCCUAAUGUAGCAGAAAAAGACAUUGAAUGUGUAGAAAGUAAAUUAUAUUGUGCCAACAGUAGUGUAAAUAAUUCUAUAAAUAAAGAAUUGCUGGGACAUGUUUCCAAUCAGUUUUGUAAAACAAAUGCUGAAAUUAAGUCUGAAUCAGAUAACUCCAGUAAUGUGCCUUCAACAUCAAGUUUGACACCUUUAAUAUCAAGUUCGGCACAUUCAACAUGUGACCCUGAAGAGGAGGAUGCAAUGCCAGAAGGAAAUUUAAGUAAACUCACACAAAAUUUGAGGCUGACUGAAAAUUUAGAUGGUCCUAAUGUAGCAGAUAAAGACACCGAUCCAAGUAAAUAUGUGAUUGAUUAUGCCAACAGUACUGUAAAUAACACUUUUAAUGAUAAUCAUGGUCAAAAGGCAAUUGUCUAUGCUGACAGUCAUAAGGUUAAUCUUAAUAAUAGCCUAGUAAUGCAUAAACAUAAUUUACCUCCAAUAAAUGGAAAUAAAUGUAAUAAAAUAAUAAAUAAUCUGAAUAAAAAAAGGAAAAAUAAAGGGAAAAAUAAAAAAUGUUAUGAAAUAUUGGACCAGGAUCCACCAGAGGUGGGUACAGAAUGUGUUUUUAGUCAUGUGGAAUGUCCAGAUCAAUUUUACAUUCAUUUAGUAGGGCAUAACUCAUUGAUUGACAGUAUGCCAGAUCAAAUAGAAAAAUCAUUACAAAGAAAAAUACGCUAUAGAAACAAAGAUGAAGCUCAUAAUCAACUUGGAAGGUUUUGUGUUGCACACACCAGAGAUAAAAUAUGGUGCAGAUGUGAAAUCCUCAAAUGGUUUCUGGAAAAGAAAACCAACGAGGUUUUAAUAAAAUUAUGUGACUACGGCAAUAAUUGUUUAAUAGACUUUAAAAUGUUGCAACCAAUAACUGACGAGCUGGCAAAAAUUCCAAAAUUAGCAAUUAAAUGUAAAUUGCCGUUGUUAUAUCCUCCGGGAUCCACUCACUCAAACAUAUUGAGCAAGUGGCCUCAAGAAACGAUAGAAGCUUUGACUCAAAUGAGUGAGUUAUUCAGUGACUCACCUGACAUGAAUAAAGUUUUUGAAAUAGUAUAUUGUGGUAAAUUUGAUGACUCUCUUGUUGUUGAUCUUUAUAACACAUCGAGGAACGAUGCAGAAGAAACUGUAGGCCAAAUUUUACUUGAUCUUGGGCUUGCUGUUCAAUUACUAAUAAGUGAUUCCGAUCUAAACAAUUCAGAAGUAGAAAAAUACGAGACAACUGAGUGAGGUGUUACUGAUGAAGUAAUUCAGGACUAAAAUAUGUAGACGCAAAUACCGGAUGUGUUAUUGUUAUAGAAACUUAUUUAUACAGAAUAAACUGUUUUAUA
Molecule: messenger RNA, 2024 nt
Organism: Aethina tumida (small hive beetle)
Lineage: Eukaryota; Metazoa; Arthropoda; Insecta; Coleoptera; Nitidulidae
Exons: 9
Coding region: 88-1923 (611 amino acids)
Source: RefSeq, a predicted model, not a curated record